Molecule: messenger RNA, 4420 nt
Organism: Phalaenopsis equestris
Lineage: Eukaryota; Viridiplantae; Streptophyta; Magnoliopsida; Asparagales; Orchidaceae
Exons: 42
Coding region: 98-4222 (1374 amino acids)
Biological process (GO): carbohydrate metabolic process
Molecular function (GO): aldehyde-lyase activity; oxidoreductase activity; zinc ion binding
Source: RefSeq, a predicted model, not a curated record
CCCAGAGUUCGAAGGUCUCUGUGCACGUAGGUUUCGUGUUUGCGAGCCCUCUGUUGUGGAAAGGCAAGCAGGCAAAGGUGCAUCAGAAAUCUCUACGAUGGCGUCUCGAAGUGUGGUUUCAUUCUUUGGAUUGGAUGGGCUGUGCCUGGAACUUGCUUUUUUGCUCGUUCAAUCGGGAUACAAAGCCAAAGGAUUCGAGAGGACUGAAUCGUCGGCGAGGGUUGCGUUCGUCGAGUUGGGCGGAGAAGAAUGUACGAACCCAUUGGAGGCGGCAAGAGAUGCGUCAAUAGUGUUUGUGUCGUUUUCUGAAGAGGAAAUGGAUGAUGUGUUUUUCAAGAAGGAUGGUGCAGUGAAAGGGUUGUGUAAAGAUGCAGUGAUUGUUCUCCUGUCAACAGUGUCAAUGAGUUAUCUUCACAAGUUAAAGGAGAGUUUUGCAGAUGAAUCAGGGAUUAUGCUCCUUCUUGAUGCAUUUGUAUUUCAAGCAGUUUCUGAGGAUUUCAAAGACAAGAUAAUUGUUGUUGCAUCUGGAGACCGGGAGGCUCUUCAUAAGGCACAUCCUGUUUUUUCUGCUGUAAGCCAGAAAGUUUUUGCUUUUGAGGGUGAAGUUGGCAUUGCAAGUAAAAUUAGAGCAGUUAACUUUCUGCUUGAAGGCAUUCAUCUUGUUGCUUCUUUGGAAGCAAUAUUUCUUGGUGUUAGAGCUGGCUGUCAUCCAACAAUUCUCUAUGACAUUAUUUCAAAUGCUGCUGGUAGUUCAUGGAUCUUCAUGGAUGCAAUCCCCAAAUUACUGACUGGUGAUCAUAUCUUUACAGAUUACUUGAGAACUUGCAUGAAAAAUACGGAAUUUGUGAUGGAUUUGGCCAAUAAACUCUUCUUUCCGCUCCCAGUGCUAGCAAUGGCAUUUCAAGGAUUAAUAAAUGGUUCAAUUGGAGAUAAAGAAGGCGCUUCUGCAUCUUCAGAGAAUUGGGAAAAAACAUUUGGUUUGAAUUUGCGGGAAGUCGCCAAGGAGCAGUCUUACAACCCUGUGGAGUUGGCCAAUGAUCUUGUUACCAUGCCAAAAGUCUUACAAAGAAUAGGUUUCAUUGGUCUUGGAGCUAUGGGAUUUGGCAUGGCAUCCUGCCUCUUGAAAUCAAACUUCCCUGUUCAUGCAUAUGAUAUCUACAAGCCAGCACUCUCUAGGUUUGCUGAUUUAGGCGGUAUAAUUGGGGACUCCCCUGGAAAAGUAGCAAAAGAUGCUGAAGUUCUGAUUAUCAUGGUCGCCAAUGAAUCUCAAGCUGAAAGUGUUUUAUAUGGAGAAUCUGGCUCAGUGUCUGCUCUUCCAGAUGGGGCCACAAUAGUUCUUUCUUCUACAUUAUCACCUGAUUUUGUCAGUCGCCUUGAAAAGAGAUUAAAAGAUGAAAAGAGGGCUUUAAAAUUAGUAGAUGCUCCCGUAUCUGGUGGCGUCACAAGGGCAGAAGGGGGAACGCUUACAAUAAUGGCUUCCGGCACUGAUGAAGCUUUUCACUGCGCAGGUUCAAUUCUUUCAGCUUUGAGUGAGAAGCUAUACAUACUGAAAGGUGGAUGCGGUGCUGCAAGUUCCAUAAAAAUGGUUAACCAAUUGCUCGCUGGGGUUCACAUAGCUGCAGCUGCUGAAGCAAUGGCAUUUGCAGCUCGAUUAGGUUUGAAAACAAAAGUGUUGUUUGAAGUUCUUAAAAAUGCUAGUGGUUAUUCAUGGAUGUUUGAGAAUCGUGUACCACACAUGUUAGAAGACGAUUUUACUCCAUACUCCGCAGUUGAUAUCUUUGUCAAGGACCUUGGUAUUGUUUGCAAUGAAAGUUCCAAACAUAAGAUAUCUCAUCUUAUCUCAAGCAUUUCAUAUCAGCUAUUUGUCUCAGCUUCUGCUUCUGGUUGGGGUCGAUAUGAUGAUGCUGCUGUAGUAAAGGUUUAUGAGACACUAACAGGAGUUAAAGUGGGAGGGAGAAUGUCUCCUGUUAACAAAGAAGAUCUCCUUGGGCAUCUUCCUCCAGAAUGGCCAGAGGAUCCACACGAAGAUCUUAUUACAGUGCAAUCACAAAGUUCACAAGUUUUAAUAGUUUUGGAUGAUGAUCCUACCGGCACUCAAACUGUUCAUGACAUUGAAGUUCUAACAGAAUGGAGUGUUGAUACGCUGGCAAAACAAUUCAGCCAGAAACAUAAAUGUUUCUUUAUUUUAACCAACUCCCGUUCUCUCAGCACUGAGAAGGCUAUCUCGUUGAUCAAAGAAAUCUGUAAGAAUGUUGAUACUGCCUCUAAAACAGUUGAAGGCAUAAAUUACACUGUGGUUCUUAGAGGUGAUUCUACCCUCCGUGGUCAUUUCCCCGAGGAAGCUGAUGCCGCAGUUUCCGUGUUAGGUGAAAUGGAUGCAUGGAUCAUCUGUCCAUUCUUCCUUCAAGGAGGGCGUUACACCAUUGAUGAUAUCCAUUAUGUUGCAGAUUCUGAAAGGCUUGUUCCUGCUGGGAAAACAGAGUUCGCUAAAGAUGCUGCUUUUGGCUACAAAUCAUCUGACCUCAAAGAGUGGAUUGAAGAGAAAACAAAGGGGAGGGUUCCAGCCUCCAGUGUUGCAUCAAUUUCUAUUGAUCUGCUGCGUAAGUUUGGGCCAGAAGGUGUUUGCAACUAUCUAUGUAGCCUGGAGAAGGAAUCAACAUGUAUUGUGAAUGCCGCAAGUGAAAGAGACAUGGCUGUAUUUGCUGCAGGAAUGAUCAAGGCAGAGAAUAAAGGGAAACGAUUUCUCUGUCGUACUGCAGCCAGCUUUGUUUCUGCCCGAAUUGGGAUAAAGUCACUGCCUCCAAUUUGCCCUAGUGAUCUUGGGGUUUCUGGUAAAAUGAAUGGAGGACUCAUAGUUGUGGGUUCGUACGUACCAAAAACUACAAAACAGGUUGAAGAACUAAAAUCACGAUUGGAUAUCAAGCUCAGAUGUGUAGAGGUUUCAGUUGAAAAACUUGCUAUGAAAACAGACAACGAUAGAGAAGAGGAAAUUUCUUGGGCUGCAGAAGUUGUAAACGCUCAUCUAAAAGCAUGCAAAGAUACGCUUUUAAUGACUAGCCGCCAACUUAUUACUGGAAAAUCUGCUUCAGAGAGCUUAGCAAUCAACUAUAAAGUCAGCUCUGCGUUGGUUGAUAUUGUUAGAAGAAUAACAGUCCAACCUCGCUACAUCAUUGCCAAGGGUGGAAUCACUUCAUCCGAUCUCGCAACAAAAGCUUUAGAGGCUCGUCGUGCCAUUGUGGUUGGACAAGCAUUACCUGGCGUACCAUUAUGGAAACUUGGUGAAGAAAGCAGACAUCCUGGGGUUCCAUAUAUAGUUUUUCCAGGCAAUGUUGGUGGCAACAGUGCUCUUGCUGAAGUUGUAGAAAAAUGGGCCUGCAGCCGUAGAGUUUCCACGAAGGAUCUUCUUCUUAGUGCUGAAAAGGGAGGGUACGCUGUUGGUGCUUUCAACGUUUAUAAUAUUGAAGGAAUUGAAGCAGUUGUUGCUGCAGCUGAGGAUCAAAAGAGCCCUGCUAUUUUGCAGAUUCACCCAGGUGCAUUAAAGCAAGGGGGACUCCCGUUGGUUGCAUGCUGCGUUUCAGCUGCCCAGCACGCCAAAGUACCUAUUACCGUGCAUUUUGAUCAUGGGUGCUCCAAAGCUGAGCUGAUUGAAGCUGUUGAGUUGGGAUUUGAUUCUGUUAUGGUUGACGGAUCAACUUUGUCCUUCAAAGAAAACAUUUCAUUCACAAAGAAAAUAGCAGCUUUAGCACAUGCGAAAGAAAUUUUGGUCGAAGCUGAACUUGGCCGGUUAUCAGGAAGUGAGGAUGGCUUAACUGUUGAGGAAUAUGAAGCCAGAUUAACUGAUGUUGCUCAAGCUCAACAGUUUAUUGAUGAGACAAAUCUUGAUGCUUUAGCAGUUUGCAUUGGAAACGUGCAUGGGAAAUACCCAGCUAGUGGUCCUCGCCUCAGACUUGACUUAUUGAAGGAACUCCGUGCAAUAACCUCAAAUAAAAAUGUGAGUUUGGUUCUCCAUGGUGCCUCUGGUUUGCCCAUCGAACUCGUGAAGGAAUGCAUAGCAUUAGGUGUCAGGAAGUUCAAUGUGAAUACAGAAGUAAGAAAUGCAUACAUGGAAUCGCUGCGAAAGCCGAGCAACGAUCUGGUUCAUGUGAUGGAAUCGGCGAAGGAGGCAAUGAAAGCUGUGAUUAUUGAGAAGAUGCAGCUAUUUGGCUCAUCAGGAAAAGCAUGAUGAAAAUUACAUACAGGUGUGUAAUUUUCCAUUACUUUAAGCUUUCAAAGAUUUGAAUUGAAUUGUGUUGUUGUUAUAGCAGGAUGGAACAAUUUACUCUGUUGUGAUUUCUUUUUUCCACUUGUUCCAUUUUGUGCUUGUGUAUUUUCUUUAUUUCAUGUACUGGCACUGGAUGAAGUAAUAUGAUUUGGCGUUUAU